GUCGUCUUCUUCGAUUCUUUUAUCUUUCUUCCUCUGCUUAAACCCAAAACCUAAAAAAAUCUCAAAAUCCGAAAGUAUGUUACAGUCAAUUCAUCUUCGUUUCUCUUCAACCCCAUCACCAUCUCCUAGAGAAACUCUAAUCAUUCCAUCGAUUAUUUGCUCUAUACCUUUCUCAUCUUGUUCGUUCCGUCCGAAGCAAACCCAGAAAUUGAAGCGUCUGGUUCAAUUUUGCGCUCCUUACGAGGUUGGAGGUGGAUACACAGAUGAAGAACUGUUCGAAAGAUACGGGGCUCAACAACAAAAUCAAACUAAUGUGGAGGAUAAGUUAGAUCCAUCUGAGUAUGAAGCUUUGCUUAAAGGAGGCGAACAAGUCACCUCCGUUCUUGAAGAAAUGAUUACCCUCUUGGAAGAUAUGAAGAUGAAUGAAGCAUCUGAGAAUGUUGCUGUAGAAUUGGCAGCACAGGGAGUUAUAGGAAAAAGAGUUGAUGAAAUGGAGUCAGGAUUUAUGAUGGCCCUUGAUUACAUGAUCCAGCUUGCAGACAAGGACCAAGACGAUAAGAGGAAGUCUUUACUAGAGGUCGUCAAGGAAACUGUCUUAUCUCAUCUCACUAAAAAAUGCCCUCCUCAUGUCCAGGUGAUUGGUUUACUCUGUAGAACCCCUAAAAAGGAAAGUAGACAUGAGCUGUUGCGUAGGGUGGCCGCAGGUGGUGGAGCUUUUGAAAGUGAGAACGGUACUAAACUUCAUAUACCCGGAGCAAAUCUUAAUGACAUAGCUAAUCAGGCUGAUGACUUGCUAGAGACUAUGGAAACAAGGCCAGUUAUUCCAGAUCGAAAACUACUAGCGAGGCUUGUUUUGAUCAGAGAGGAAGCGCGAAAUAUGAUGGGAGGAGGUAUACUUGAUGAGAGAAAUGACCGAGGUUUCACAACUCUGCCUGAAUCAGAGGUGAAUUUCUUAAGCAAACUGGUAGCUCUGAAACCUGGAAACACUGUACAGCAAAUGAUCCAGAAUGUAAUGCAAGGGAAAGAUGAAGGUGCAGAUGAUCUAAGCAAAGAAGGCGAUUCUUCAACCCAAGGACGAAAACCGAGUGGAUUAAAUGGAAGGGGAAGCGUCACAGGACGAAAACCAUUACCAGUAAGGCCAGGAAUGUUUCUAGAGACUGUCACAAAGGUAUUGGGAAGUAUAUACUCAGGUAAUGCCUCUGGUAUAACAGCACAACAUUUAGAAUGGGUUCACCAGAAGACCCUCCAAGUUCUUGAAGAAAUCGCAUAUUAGUAAAACGUUUUUCGUAGUAUAUAAUUGUAAUUUGGUUAUAUAUCAAAAAUUUCAAUUCAACUUUAAAUUAAAUAUAAAAAAAUGUAAUAUUGGUACAACAUAAAAUAUCUUUAACCCAUUCAGAAUGAAUGAGUGAAAAUGUAACU
Molecule: messenger RNA, 1419 nt
Organism: Capsella rubella
Lineage: Eukaryota; Viridiplantae; Streptophyta; Magnoliopsida; Brassicales; Brassicaceae
Product: protein PEP-RELATED DEVELOPMENT ARRESTED 1, chloroplastic
Exons: 9
Coding region: 77-1273 (398 amino acids)
Biological process (GO): regulation of DNA-templated transcription
Cellular component (GO): chloroplast nucleoid
Source: RefSeq, a predicted model, not a curated record